This is a messenger RNA of Notechis scutatus (mainland tiger snake), 3956 nucleotides long. The record is from RefSeq and is a predicted model, not a curated record. Lineage: Eukaryota; Metazoa; Chordata; Lepidosauria; Squamata; Elapidae.
CUUCUGUCGCGCUGAGGUGGAUCUGCCUGCCUUUCUCCUUCUCCUCCUCCUCUCGGUUCCUCCCCCGAAGGUUGUCCCUCGGAUCCUGUUCCUGGGACUCCGCCAGGUACCUGCCUCGCUCAGCAGCCAGAUGUUGCAACCGCCACCCCGCUUCGGACUCUGUCGGCUGCAAUCUCAUCCGUCUCCAGACCAGACUGGAGCUGGCCUCCAGCAGCCGGGCAGAGGGGAGGAGGAGGAGGAGGAGGAAAAAGACCACGACGACGACGACCAGAACCGUCCCUUCAGGGAUGCGCUGCUGAGACUGAGCCAGCCCAGCGAUGGGGAUGCUGCUGCUGCCCGGAGACCGCGGCUUUUUCCCUAGGCUCUGGGCUGCGCUCCUCCGCAGAAUACGCGGAGAGAAAUCCUGGGCCAGAAAACUUGACGAAACCAACCUGUUGCAACAGAAAAGGAUCUGGGAAUCUCCCCUCCUCCUGGCUGCAAAAGAAAAUGAUGUCUCAGCCAUCCAGAAGCUGAUAGCGAGCCAUACCUGUGACCUUCAUGAACGAGGUGCUGUUGGGGAGACAGCUCUUCAUGUAGCUGCCUUAUACAAUAACUUAGAAGCUGCUCAGCUCUUGAUCAAUGCAGCUCCAGAACUUGUGAAUGAACCUGUGACUUCUGAGCUGUAUGCUGGGGAGACAGCUCUUCACAUAGCUGUGGUAAACAAAAACUUGGGCCUGGUUAAAGCUUUACUUGAGAAAGGAGCAGACGUGAAUGAACCUCGUGCUACUGGAUAUGUUUUCAGGAGAAGAAGUGACAGUCUUUUCUAUUUUGGGGAACACAUUUUGUCAUUUGCAGCAUGUUCUGGGAAUGAAGCCAUUGUCCAGUUGCUGAUUGAAAAUGGCGCUAAGAUUCGAGUUCAGGAUUCUCUAGGUAAUUCAGUCUUCCACAUCUUAAUCCUCCAGCCUAACAAGGCAUCCGCAUGUCAAAUAUACGAUCUUCUCCUUUGCUAUGACAAGAAAGGGAAGGGUCUGGGGGACCCGGAUGCAGUCCUCAAUUAUGAGGGAUUCACCCCAUUUAAGCUGGCUGGGGUAGAAGGCAACACUGUGCUGUUCAACCACCUAAUGCAAAGAAGAAAACAUGUCCUAUGGACUUUUGGGUCUUUGACGUCUACCUUGUAUGACCUUACGGAAAUUGAUUCAUGGGGAGAUGAUCAGUCUCUUCUGGAACUUAUUGUCACCACAAAAAAAAGAGAGGCCCGAAGAAUCCUCGACCUUACUCCUGUGAAUGAGCUGGUAAGCCUGAAGUGGAAUAAAUACGGACGGCCAUAUUUUUGUAUUCUGGCCUUAUUUUACGUCCUGUACAUGAUUUGCUUCACAAUGUGUUGUGUCUACCGACCCCUGAAAGACCGAAGCUUCAACAAAACAAAUGAAAGAGAUAACACAAUCUAUGUUCAGAAACUUUUGCAGGAGUCUUAUAUUACUUCUGAAGAUAAGCACAGACUUGUUGGUGAGUUGAUCACUGUUGUUGGAGCCAUUGUGAUAUUGAUAUUGGAGAUUCCAGAUACCUUCAGAUUUGGAAUUACCAAGUACUUUGGGCAAACUAUCCUUGGAGGACCUUUCCAUGCCAUCAUCAUUGUGUAUGCCUGCAUGAUUCUGCUGACCAUGGUGAUGCGCCUCACUAGCACCAAUGGAGAAGUUGUACCAAUGUCUCUGGCUCUGGUGCUUGGCUGGUGCAAUAUUAUGUACUUUGCACGAGGAUUUCAGAUGCUUGGGCCCUUUACCAUCAUGAUACAAAAAAUGAUAUUUGGAGACCUCCUCCGUUUCUGCUGGCUCAUGGCCGUGGUCAUCCUUGGGUUUGCAUCUGCAUUUUACAUCAUCUUCCAAACAGAGGACCCCGACGAACUGGGCCAUUUUUAUAGCUAUCCCAUGGCACUCUACAGCACAUUUCAGCUGUUUCUCACCAUCAUUGAUGGACCUGCCAACUAUGAGGUGGACUUGCCUUUUAUGUACGGCAUCACUUAUUCUGCUUUUGCUAUUAUUGCGGCCCUUCUUAUGCUCAACCUUCUUAUUGCCAUGAUGGGGGAUACUCACUGGCGUGUGGCCCAUGAACGGGAUGAACUUUGGAGAGCACAGGUUGUUUCCACUACCAUUAUGCUAGAGCGCAAACUCCCACAAUGUCUCUGGCCUCGCUUAGGCAUCUGUGGAAAGGAAUAUGGGCUAGGUAACCAGAGAUAUCUGAGGGUUGAAGAAUGUUAUGAAAAAAGGCAGAUGUCUGUUACAACAAAUGGGCCUUACCGAAGAGAUGCCUUUGAGAAGUACCUGCAGAGAAAACAGACCCAAGAUGUUGCAGCUGAUGGAAGAGAUGGUCGAGCAAUUUUGUCCAAAGAGCAGAAGGGCAUUGGUGCUCCUUCAAAUACAGCAAACACUAACAGUCAUUGGAACAUCUUACGGCGGAAUACGCUUGUCCACAAGCAGGGAUAUACCAAUCAUGCCAUGGAAGACGAGAAGGAGGAGGAGGUUUAUCAUGUGUGAAUGCAUAGGCCCAAGUACCUCUGUGGAAAGUAACAUAAACUGGGAUAAAGAAACCAACAUUUAACAAAGCAAUGUCUCCAUUCAAAAGUGUAUUUAACAGACUUAAAAGACAGCUUCAGCAUUUUCGUAACACUGCACGCAAUACUUCUGAGAAAGAUGUAUAGAAUAUACCUUCAUGCUGCUCAGGACAACUGGUCAAAAGAAUGAUGGUGUACAAUUGUUCCCACCAGAUGAAACUCACUCAUACUUAGAAACAGGACAGUGAAAUAUAAUGGUUAAAGAGCUAGAUUAGGACCAGGGAGUCCAACAAUCAAGACCAAUCUCAGCUAUGGGAUGAUGAUGUUAAGUUAGUCUCUCUGCUCUCUGUCAAUCUACCUCAUAGGGUUGCUGUUGUGGGGAUAAAAUCAAGGGAGAUCCUCACAUAGGUUAACUUGAGUUCUUGGAAGAAAGGUGAGCUAAAUGUAGCACAUAAUAUUAUAUAUAGAAGUCAAACACUAAUAAAGAUGAAUGCCAAUGUGGAUGUUCAGUGUUAAAUAUUUGCAUUCCACGGGAUAAGUAAACUCUACUUAAAGGCUCCAAAGGUAUGGCUGUGAAUUUAAAACUGGGAAAUUGAUCCGAGAGGUAUAAGGUACAUUUUAACAUAUACUAGACCUCAUUGUUUCAGAGAUAUUUCCUUACCUAAAAAGGAUGAAAAAACAUUAGGAAUAGGAGUGCCUUCCAAUUUCCUCCUACAUCUUUGUGGCUGACUGCCCUCUGGCAGUUGAUGUUGGGACUCUUCUAUACAGCCUCUGGAGGGCUAGCAUGGUACUGGUCUACCUGAUCUCCAGGGGCCAAAGAUGAGGCCAGUCUACCCAGCCUCCAGAGGGCUAGGGUAGGACCAGUCUACUAAACCUCUGGGCAGUGGUGUGGCAGCAAUGAAAUGACCAUUCAUGAAACGAAUCAUGGUUCUUGGACUUUGGACACAUUCUGCAAGUUAGCCCUUUUGAGGUAACUUGGUUCAAAAAUUGUUGUUCUAUGAGGCACUGUUUUGCCCGAUUAAAGGACAUAGACAUAAGAGUUUCAUGGUAUAUAGUAGAUUCAUAUGGAAACUUUUGAAUAGAAUUUUAGUAGACAAUCAAGAAGAUUGCUAGAUGUGUGUGUUUUGUAUUAUGUAUAGCAAAACUUACAUUGUAAUUGAACAAAUGGGGCAGGUAGUGUCUGUUAUUCACAACAAUACAAUAAAUAUGCCACUGCAGGGAGUCUUCAACUUAUGAGCCUGGAAUUGCGUUUGUAAGUCAUGUCACAUGACCUUUACCUGAUUUUACAACCUUUUUUGAAAUGGUCAUUAAUAUAACAUGGUCAUUAAAUGAAUGCAGUGUUCAAAUUAAGCAAAUCUCUUGUCCCUAGUGGGUGGUUUGUUUGUUUGUUUGGCCGAAAAGAGAAGUAAACACUGGUUUCCAGCAAAAA